Molecule: messenger RNA, 509 nt
Organism: Saccostrea cuccullata (small rock oyster)
Lineage: Eukaryota; Metazoa; Mollusca; Bivalvia; Ostreida; Ostreidae
Product: BTB/POZ domain-containing protein KCTD2-like
Exons: 1
Coding region: 39-509 (156 amino acids)
Biological process (GO): protein homooligomerization
Source: RefSeq, a predicted model, not a curated record
UUCCGUUGCAGAUAACACGCAUCACUAGUCCAAGGCCAAUGCCGUCAACAACUUCAAGGUCAAGAUCAAGAUCACCUUUGGGACACAGGGAUUAUGACGAAAUUUCAAUCGAGGCAGAUGAUCAAUUUGAGAGAGAAGAGGAGGACAUUAAGAUCUUAGACGGAUUAGAAAGAAUGCAGAACGACAUUAUUCAACUGAAUAUAGGGGGUUAUAAGUUCAAAACAACUAGAGGGACUGUAAAUCAAAUACCAUCAAAGCUUUCCAAACUAAUCAGCUUGAAGUCAUCGGGAAAUGUGCCGUCAUACUUUGUUGACAGAGAUCCGAAGCAUUUUGGAAUAAUUUUAAAUUAUCUUAGAAACAAUGGACAAAUAGAUGUCAGAGUUCUACCCGAUGAGAGAAGUGCCCUAGCAGCUAUCAUGGUGGAGUGUAAAUUUUAUGGACUUGUGGAAUUAGAAAGCGUGGUGAAAAAGAGACUUGAAAUGUGCAGAUGCCAGCACAUUAUGGAGUAA